UUUUGAGGUCUGAUCUAUAGACCAAAACACUGAACAAGAAAGUUGUUCAUAUUCAGUCGAAAUUUUUGAUUCGUUCCCUCUGUAGAAAGCCGCCGGAAAAUGACGAAUGAGAUAUUACACUUCGAGUUGAACACCGGCGCGACGAUUCCCUCAGUCGGGCUUGGUACGUGGCAGGCGGAGCCUGGCCUCGUUGGUCAAGCUGUUGAAGCAGCAAUCAAGAUUGGAUACCGUCAUAUUGACUGUGCUCGAGCGUAUGGCAAUGAAAAGGAGAUUGGCUUAGUUCUGAAGAAGUUGUUUGAUGAUGGAGUUGUGAAGAGAGAGGAUUUGUUUAUUACCUCCAAACUUUGGUGUACAGAUCAUGCACCUGAAGAUGUACCUGUGGCAUUGGACAAAACACUGGAAGAGUUGCAACUUGAAUAUGUUGAUCUGUACCUUAUCCAUUGGCCUGCACGGAUGAAAAAAGGUUCUGUUGGCUUUAAGCCCGAGAACCUUAUUCCCACCGAUAUUCCCAGCACAUGGAAGGCCAUGGAAGCACUCUACGAUUCUGGCAAAGCAAAAGCUAUAGGAGUUAGCAAUUUUUCGGUGAAAAAACUGAGUGAUUUGUUGGAUACGGCCCGUGUUCCUCCGGCUGUCAACCAGGUCGAAUGUCAUCCUUCAUGGCAGCAGGCAAAACUCCACGAGUUUUGCAAUUCUAAGGGUGUUCACCUAUCUGGUUAUUCGCCAUUGGGCUCUCCUGGCACAACACGACCGAAAAAUGAAGUCCUCACGAACCCGGUUUUAGCUGCUGUUGCUGAGAAAUUAGGUAAAACGACAGCCCAAGUUGCGCUUAGAUGGGGUUUGCAGAUGGGUCAUAGCAUUCUUCCAAAGAGCACGAGCGAGUCGAGGAUUAAAGAGAAUUUCGAUGUCUUUACGUGGAGCAUUCCGGAUGAUUUAUUCGUAAGGCUGAUUAAGGGUUCUUCGUUUGUCCACGAGACGCUCAGCGAGUACAGAACUUUUGAAGAGCUUUGGGAUGGAGAAAUAUGAGCUUAUUAUGAUUUCUGUUUGUGUUUUUUCACAUUAUUGCAGCAGAUUAAUGUUCAGAAAUCUCUCUCUAUCAUUUACUGUGGUUUGAUAAUUGAUGUUAAUCCAACUUUCCUCAUAAAUAAUAGAAUAAGAAAGGGGGUAAUCAAUUCAUAUUACAAAAACACCACACUUAUAAUCAAGUAUAAUUAAAUGUAUGCUAAUGGUAUUCAAUUUUUUUAUUUUUUAU
Striga asiatica is the source of this 1249-nucleotide messenger RNA. NCBI's taxonomy places the organism in Eukaryota, Viridiplantae, Streptophyta, Magnoliopsida, Lamiales, Orobanchaceae. The record is from the annotation of a GenBank genome assembly.